UGUUAUAAUCAUUAGUGGACUGCUGAACCAGUGGACUUGUUAUCUAAAUCUGAUAACAGAAAUAUACUCUUGCUCUUGUCUCUUUGAGCGUUGGCGCGUCAUUCUAGAAUUAGAGAGUUAUGUGUGUUUUCUGAUAGUGUUAAUUGCUUGAUGAUAUUUAAAACGAGCACUUGUUUAAUAUUGGUACUAUUUCUGUAAAGUCAAGUCUUGAAUAGGACUGUACCUAGAGAUCUUCUAUUAGUUAAAGUUUGUUGUGAGGAUAAAGAAGGCUAAACUAUUGUCAGAUUUUACAUGGACAAUCAAUCAAUCAAUCAAUCAUCUUUAUUCAUAUUUGCACAAGAAACAAAAUAUGUCAUAUGGAAAGGUGAAGAAUAAGUUAAAGGAUAAAACUACUCCAAUCAAUAAACCAACUAGUGCUGAAACUGAACAAAACAUGGUUGAAAAGGUGAAGGAUGAAACUACUCCGACCAGUAAACCAGCUAGUGCUGUAAAUAUUGAAUACAACUGUACAGAGUUGUUUGAGGCUCUCAAGUAUAUCCACAGUGCAGCAGAAUGCUAUAGUUGUCACAAACCUCUUCGUUCGGCCCGGGUCUGCCUCAACGGCCACGGAAUCUGCCUGGCUUGCAAGACCCGCUCCAACCGGAUGUGCCCCAUUUGCAAGGUUUCUGUGACUGAUAUUAAGCCUGUCAUGCUUGACCAAAUCAUAAAGCGGCUCCCACGGAUUUGCAAGUUCUUCCAGAAAGGUUGCGAGAGUCUUGUGUUGGUCAAUGACAAUGAUCACGAGACAUUCUGCCGCUAUCGCCAAACAGAAUGUCGUAUACCUCAGUGUGGGUGGAGAGGUGUUGCAGGGAAGCUACUGGAACAUCUGGAGAGUGUCCACGCCAAGGAUCUGGUUCGCACCGCCUCCGAAUCUAAAAUAUUGAUGUCCUUCAAUACCAAGAUGAACAGGGAGGGUCUGUGUGUGAUCAUCGCUUACAACAACAUCUUCUGGCAGCAUGUCCGUGUUCGGGCGGGCAGGCUGGUACAGUUCUACCAAUACGUACCGCUUGAGAAACCGAAAGAGAAGUUUGCUGUGAUGGUCACCUUUCACACACCUGAGACCAACUAUUCUAGCACCAUUCCGGUCCACAGCGAUGCCUUCGACUUCUACAGUCUGUUCAAAGACAAAGAGUCCUUCCACCUACCCAAAAAAAUAGCUCUCUCCUUCAACCAGUUCCAUAGUGGAGUGCACUACUCCACGGAGAUAAUUAAAAAACCUUUGUAGAUCACUUGCUCUACAACAUACACAUUAAGCAAUUAUUCUGAAAAAGAGUAAUAUAUGCUGUAGGACAUCUUUGAUUGAACAGCUCAUUUUAGUCUCCAUAUUCUCUUAUUUUAUCUAGUAUUCUCUCUGAUUUCCCACGAAAUCAAUCAAUAUUUUAUAUUUUAAUAAGUGCCUUAGUAAUAGUUUUGUCAGAUAUUUUUUGAAGUAUUAGUCUACAAUUUUUCAUAAGAUUUGUUUUUAACAAGUUGAUAAUCGCUGUGUUUUAUAACUAUGUUGUUACUUUUGUACGUAUAUUUAAAUAUAAGAUAUCUAUUAUCUAUGGUUUCUUUUUUGGAACUUGAAAGUUUCAUUGCUAAUAUUGUUUUGGAUAAGUAACUGUUAUCCUAAUAAUUACUAAUAGCUGGGCAAAUAUAACUUCUGCCUAGAAUAUAAUUGAAAAAUAUGUUCCUCAAAAGGCUGUUAUUCUUUUAUUUAAGUUUUAAGAAUAUUAUAUAUUGUUAAACGUAUGACACUGCAUACAAAUAAUGUCAUUUUUAUCUAUUUUAGUACAAUAUCCACAUUGUACAAUAAUGUGCCUUAAUAAAUUUGUGUUAAUGCAUCUUUAAUCUUUUAACAUGCAUUUUGCAUUACUAGCUCCCAUAUUGUACAAUAAUGUGCCUUAAUAAAUUUGUGUUAGUGCAUUUAUGAUAUUUUUAACACAUUUUACAUUAUUAGCUCCUAAAAAUUACACUAUAUUUCAGGUUGUAGUAUCUAUCACCACCAUUAUUCAGGCAUUAGAACAAAUACUCUUAAACACACAAUGUUUAAAAUAACCUAAGAUGGUAUAAGGCUUUUAAUAACCAAAUAACAUAAAAUAUAUUUUCCCACAGUAUUUACUAGAGUAUGUGAUUACAAACAUAAACAAAUCAAAUAUUGUUGUAUACUUGUAUUGAUAUUUUACUAUAGAAAUAAGCCAAAGAAUAUUAAGUAUUAUAAGUAUACAUUUAUGUAAGUAUUACUAUGCAGUUAACAUGUAUACUGAUUUAUCACUUUAGCUCAUAUAUACCAAAGUGCACCUACAACCUACUGCAAAGGUGAACUUUUAUUAUUGGUUGCAAGAGCAAUAAGUUUAUUUUAUCUUAUUUGUAUUUGUAUUUUUAACCAAUAAAUGACAAUUUACAUUG
Messenger RNA from Homalodisca vitripennis (glassy-winged sharpshooter), 2427 nucleotides. RefSeq lists its product as uncharacterized. Lineage: Eukaryota; Metazoa; Arthropoda; Insecta; Hemiptera; Cicadellidae. Gene Ontology annotation, cellular component: cytoplasm. The transcript has 6 exons. Gene Ontology annotation, biological process: proteasome-mediated ubiquitin-dependent protein catabolic process; multicellular organism development. The record is from RefSeq and is a predicted model, not a curated record. The coding region runs from base 350 to 1264 and encodes 304 amino acids. Gene Ontology annotation, molecular function: zinc ion binding; ubiquitin conjugating enzyme binding; ubiquitin protein ligase activity.